AUGUCUGCCAACAGCUUCUACUUUGCCGGGCAGCAACCCGCCUCCUCCCAGGCGCCCGGCCUGGCCUUCAACGCCGCCGGCAACGUCAACGCCAACAAUAAUAACACCGACAGCCUCGCCUCCAACAAUCCCUUCCGCAACUAUCGCGCCACCUCUCCCGGCCUCCUCGUCGACACCUCUUCCUUUCCCACGACGCCCACCUCCCCCUUCGACGACCCGAUGCCGUCCCAGCGCCCUGUGUCGAGGAACCCGUUCCUCGACCAGCCUCUUGCUCCGCGGCCUGCCGACGUCGCCGCCGCCGCUGGGCCCAAGACGCAGUCUCUCACUGCCGAGGAAAUCUUUGGAUCCUUGACGCUCGAUGACACGCCUGCUUUUUCAGCCAAGCAACCCGUCGAUCCACAGCUGAUCAAGAAGCGCCCUACCGACCGACCCGCGCCUCCUCGCCGUGAAAGCGAGAGCCAGGUGUCUUCACGAGCUGCUGACAAGCACCGCCCAUCUCGCUCCCAGGAAGAGGCCCUGAGGGCUCGCAAGCCGCCUCCGCGGGACGCAAAGGGACCGACGACCCGCCCGAGCCUUCUGGACGAUUCGCCGCCUCGCAAGCCCGUGCAGCGCCGCCCGAGACGCAACUCCGACUCGUCAGUCAUGGACUUUGAUAGCAAGUCCCUCACGGCCGAGGAGAAGCGCAUGAUUGAGGCCAAACGCCGCGAGCGUAACAAGAUGAAGUCGACACGUCCCAGCCGCAAGAUGGACAUUAUCGAUCAGCUGGACGCCACCAGCAUCUACGGAACAGGCUUGUUCCACCACGAUGGACCCUUUGAUGCUUUGAACCCUCAUCGUAACAAACAGAACAGCAAGAAGCUGUCUCCGAUGCAAGCAUUCCCCGAGGGCUCCCUCAACAACACUCUCGGCGGCUCCGGCCCCCUCAAUGCCCAGGCCGAUCACUCGACCUUUAUGGGCCACGGCAAUGAUGAGGCAUUCCGUGACUUUGCAACCAGCGGAAAGAGCAAGAGCUCGAAAGAACCCGUCAUCUUUGAUCCGCAGGCUCGCGCACCGCUGGUGCAUGGCGACGAAAGCCACGGCUUGGGUACCUCAACCUUCCUUGAGGGAACGCCGGCUGCUCGAUCAGCCAUUGUCCGCCGACAGGCAGAGCAGGCUCAGGAGAUGGCCGAAGGCGGCCUGCAGCGGAAGAAGUCUCUGGCCCAGAGAAUCAGACAGAGAACCAGACCCGACUACAGCAACAGGCCCAUGCCCGGCCACGGCCGCUACGACUCGGACGAUUACGGCUUCAGCGAAGAGAGGAUCACGGUGCCCAAACCUCCCCCGCGCGAGCAAGAGCGCCGACUUUCGCCGCCCCCCAUGCCACGACGAAACUCCGGAAGUGCUCUGGAGCAGCGCUCUAGCGCAUAG
Trichoderma citrinoviride is the source of this 1407-nucleotide messenger RNA. Its product is annotated as Pal1-domain-containing protein. NCBI's taxonomy places the organism in Eukaryota, Fungi, Ascomycota, Sordariomycetes, Hypocreales, Hypocreaceae. The record is from RefSeq and is a predicted model, not a curated record. Bases 1 to 1407 code for a protein of 468 amino acids. The transcript is spliced from 4 exons. Gene Ontology annotation, cellular component: cytoplasm.